This is a messenger RNA of Toxoplasma gondii ME49, 4212 nucleotides long. RefSeq lists its product as hypothetical. Gene Ontology annotation, biological process: clathrin-dependent endocytosis; clathrin coat disassembly. The transcript is spliced from 5 exons. The record is from RefSeq and is a predicted model, not a curated record. Bases 351 to 3530 code for a protein of 1059 amino acids. Gene Ontology annotation, cellular component: intracellular membrane-bounded organelle; cytoplasm; vesicle. Gene Ontology annotation, molecular function: clathrin binding. NCBI's taxonomy places the organism in Eukaryota, Apicomplexa, Conoidasida, Eucoccidiorida, Sarcocystidae.
GGGGGCUGUGCGGAUUCGACGAGGAUCGCCCGCGAAACGUUUCGCGCAUGUACGCGUUUUGACACCAGGGCAGCCAGCAGUCGACCCUCGGUUUCUCUCGGCAGACGCGAGUUUUUCUCGGGGCUCACGUUGUCGCUGAGCUUUCUUCGCAUUCUUCUCCCUUCCCUCGCUUCCUUUUUCGCCUCUCUCGCGUCUCUGCUGCUCCUCUCGCCGUUGGCUCUCGACUGGCAGGCCGCUUCCCACGCACAUGCGACGGCGCAUGCGCCUUCUUGAGGUGUCUUGACAGCACACUAAACCGGUCUCUCUUCCCUUGCUGCUUCGACCAACGUCAGCGAUUUUCUGCUAGAAACAUGGCGGACCGCGGCGGGUCUUCCGCCGCCUCUCCUGCUCUCUCGCCUGCGGUCGAGGAGCUGGUUUCCCUGAACCUCGACGACCUUUCGCGCUUCUGGAAGAGCCUCGAAAAGGAGUGUCUCGACACGCAGAGAAGAUGCAAACGCGUGGAUUCCCAGGAUCUGCUGCUCCAGUUCCUUCACCAAAUUCCGCCGUCUUCUGUCUCCGUUCCAGACGAAGGAGCAAGCCAAGCCCCCCUGCCGCCUCUCCUCGCUGCGACCGCCGCGACGCAGGCGACCUGCUCUGCAGAGAAAGAGACAAACAAAGAGCCAGGCGCACACUCACCCGAAAAGGAGAUUCCAGACUCCAAGGAAAACGACGCCUCCUCUCUCCACUGGGUUCCUGGCUGGCUUCCCCUCCUCCAAGAGGCGAUGGGAAACACCGCUUCUUCUGCGUCUUCUCCUUCUUCUGCUUCUUCUCCUUCGUCAGCGCCAUGUCGUAUCGAGGAGGCUUCGGCCGCGCUUGCGGCGCAGCACUAUCAACUGGCGUUUUCGACUGUGAUGGUCCGCGACGCUUCGUGGCUUCACUCUGCAAUUGAGAUGAUUGCAGAAGCUUCCUCCCUACUGCCAGAGGGCGUCCUCGGCGAGGCGUUUGAGGAAGACCGGUGCUCAAGAGCCGCGCCUUCCGACGCCCAACUCUCUCCGACGUCGCGGCCCGAGGUUUCUCCGAAGUCGCGGAGCAACAAGGUAGGGCAACGGAACGCCGGGAUGGAAGAAGAGGCGACGGAAGAAGAGAAACUCGAGGCUCUCGGCCGAGUUGUCGAAGCAAAUUGUCUGGCCUUGAUGGACGACUACUUCGUCAACCACUUUGAAGCUCGGCUGAAAGCUGAAAAUGCUUCCUGUCGACUUCCUCCUGUCUCUCUCGAGUCCUCUCGAGCGACUCCGGCCUCGGCACCCGCUUCUUCUCCCUCAGUCGUGGUGAAGACAGGACUCUCUACGCUGUCCGCGAGCAAGGCGAAGCGCUUGUACCGAGCCGCUGCUCACUUGUACCUCCUCGGAAGUCUCUGCUCCUCCGAGCACUGCGUCCCGAUUUCGCGUUCGCUCUUCGCCAACGGAGCCUUGCUCCGGGCACUGCCGCCGCUCCUCCUCCUCUGCGCCAAGAAGGGUGGCUUCCUCGCCGCCGCGGUCGCUCGCGCGCUCCUCCAUUUGGCCGCCACAGGCUGCGGAGCGGCAACGGAGGAGAAGAAAGAGCAGCCGGAGACGGAGGAGGAGAAGGAGGAGGAGGAAAAGGAGAAGGAGGAGAAGGAGAAGGAGGAGGAGAAGGGGUGCGAGGAAGAGAUGACGGAGAAGAGCGAAGAGACAAGAGAUGAGAGAAGUCGCACGAUCUCGGAGGGACAUGAGGAGCGGGGGCGGAAGAGUGAUGCGAGUCGGAAGGAUCUGGUGGAGCUGUUUGGAGACACAAUCAUCACUUUUCUGCAUCUGUGUCUGCGAGAGCAAGCCGUCGACCCGCGAGGAAUCAAUGCACUGGGCUUCUUCUUCCUCGCGCCCGCGGUGCCCUUGGUUUUACAGACGAAGAAACUCAGAGACAGAAUCAUGGCAAACGGAGAGAAAGGCGACAGACAUAAACAGCUGCUCGGCUGCUACCUUGAAGUUCUCCUCAAAGCCCUGACAGAUCCGCAGUUUCGGCUUUUGGCGACCGGCAAUUUGCAGCUAGCGCGUCAUGUCUGCGAAGUGAUCUUGGAACUCUCUGCGUCUCCGGCAGGCUGCGCGCUCUUGCAGAGCAACAAAUUGGGGUGGUUUCUCCUGUGGCGUACUGCCAAGGAACUCUGGAAAACUGCGUGGAACAAAGGCGAACAUGCGGCUUGGGAGUUGAUCAUGACGAAAAGCAUUCGCGGGAGCGAAGUCGUUGCGCGAGAAGAAAUCGGAGCCCUCUGCAUGUGGGGCACCAGCAGCUCCGAAGGAGGCUGUGCGUACUGUCUCCGGUCGGACAACACAGUUCGUUUUCUGCGGCUCUGCCAGUCGCCACUCGCGGCAGACGCGCCUCUGUCGCCUGAAGCGCAGGCCGAAGCGCAGCAACUGAAGCAGCUGCAGGAAGAGAUGCAGCGCGAGUUGGAAGCGACCGAGAAGAGCGGCAGUGCGCGACGCAGGCGGCCGCCGAAGGCCCAGAAAGGCGCGGAGGACGAGCUGGACGCUGCGCGCGAACUACGCCUGGCGCUGUCGCCGCAUCUCCAGCGAGCCCAGAAGGAACUGCGUAAGAGACGGGCAGCGCGACAGAGGGCAGCGGACGCGCGAGAGCAGAGUCGCGAAGAAGCCGCAGCUGAAAACCAAGAGCGCUCCCUUCGGCCAGACCGGCAGGACGCAGUCGCCGUCAUUUGGCAACGGUCGUGUGCCUACCUGCGGGAGCGCCACAGAGAGAAAGAGGACGCGAGCGGAGCGAAGAAGGUCGAAGCGGCAGCGACAGAGAGAGACGAGGAGGCGAAGGAUGCGAGUGAGGAGCAAGAGAGCGAGAGCAAGGAGAGGAAGGCUGCGAAGGAGAAAGAAACCAGUCUCGAACUGUCGCCGUCGCUUCUGUGUGCGCUGGCAUGCAUUGGCGUCCACACCCACUGGCUGUGCCGCGCCGUCCAGCUCGGCUGCGCCAGCGGAGGUGAAGCGACGGGGGACGGGGAGCGUCUCCGUAGCCAGGCGAAGCACGGGAAGCGCGGAAGAGACAGCCGAUUCAAAGCUGGUCAGAGGAAACACAGAGCGAAGGAGCAACUCAAAAACGCAAAAGUCGAGGCACAGACAAAGGAAACUCGAGCGGAGACGGACGAGAAAGAAGCGGCGCCUGCCCCAGAUGUCUGUCGCCCUGAGGAGACUGUCGAAACUCUCACGCCUCCUCAAGAAGAAACGGAAAACGACCAACCCCCAGAAUCCUCAGUCCCAUCCCCGGCAUCUGUCUCCUCCUUGCCAACUGCCUCCUCUCCCGCUGUCGCCUCUCCCACUGUUUCUGCGCCGGCAGAAGCGGCGUCGGAUGCUUCCCCAGAGGCCGUCGAUGCAUGCACCGAAACUGGGCUGGCUUCUGCGUGUACUGCGGGUCUCGCCGCAGAGGCGAAGCUCGCUUUCUCGGCAUGUCCUGCAUGCGGCUUCGUCGCGUACUGCUCCGAAGAGUGCCGCAUCAAGGACCUGCCUCUCCACCUCUUCAUAUGUGCGGGGAGGCAUUGAAAAGGCACCCGCGCAGGCGGCUGCGCUGCGUUGUGAACUGCGGCAUUCAUCGCUGUGGAUAUCUCCCCUGCCUGCGCUGGGUCUUCCUCGUUUGCGUCCUGGAGUGUGUGGAACGCAUGCGCGUCGCAGUCUUUCUGGGUGCCAUGCGUGUCUCCUUGGCAAUCUAUGGGCAUUUCUCUACGAAAAGCGAAUGCACAUUCGCAUCAUCUGCAUGCAGCGAUAUAGUGACAGUGUGUGGAUCUGUCUGUUCUUGUUUUCGUGUAUGCGUAUAUGAGCGUAGCUGCGUAAGGUCGCCGUGCCUGGCGUUGCUCGGGGCUUUGCGCAGCCGUCUGGAGAGCCGGGCGAGUGCGUCGCGGUCGUCUCGUUUUUGCUGCUUGGUCUGUGAGCUUCAAAGGCUGCAUGCAUCGGUUGGUGCCGCGGACGUCUCGUUGGGUUUCCUGUUUUUUUCAGUGUGCAAGCAUCUGUGCAUGCGGAGCUUUGUGUCCAAAGAGCCUUUUGCUCGUUCACUCUGUCGCGCUUGAGCUUUUCCCCGUCCAAUUGGUAUUUGACGUCACACGAGUUCUUCGCACCUCUGGCGCGUUCACGUCGGACUUUCAGUUCCUCGGCUUUUCUUCUGUCUCCGUCGCUCCGUCCGAAACGAACAUUUCUCAAUCCUUUUCAUGUUUCUGCUCGCUCUCUCGGC